UCUCCAGGACCUCCUGAUCCCCAGGUGACCUCCAGGACCCCAUUCUGGAUCUCCAGGACCUCCUGACCUCCAGGUGACCUCCAGGACCACCUUCUGGAUCUCCAGGACCUCCUGAUCCCCAGGUGACCUCCAGGACCACCUUCUGGAUCUCCAGGACCUCCUGACCUCCAGGUGACCUCCAGGACCUCCUGACCUCCAGGUGACCUCCCGGGCUGUCCCCGCGAUGGCCACCGCGCCGUGGAUGGUGGAACUCAUCCGUAAGAAACGCGACGGAGAAGAACUGCGGGAGGAGGAGAUGGAGAGGUUCAUCCAUGGAGUCCUCACCGGAACCGUCCGGGAGGGACAGAUCGGGGCGCUGCUGCUGUCGUGCCGCCUGCGGGGGUUGAGCCGCGCGGAGGCGGCGGCGCUGUCGCGGGCGAUGGCGGCGCCGUCGCGGGCUCUGCAGUGGCCGCGGGGGUGGACGGCGCUCGACAAACACUCCACGGGCGGUGUCGGCGACAAAGUCAGCCUCGUGCUCGGCCCCGCGAUAGCCGCCCUCGGCGCCAAGGUGCCGAUGGUGAGCGGGCGCUCCCUGGGCCACACCGGGGGGACGUUGGACAAACUCGAGGCCAUUCCCGGGUUCCGCGUCCACCUCAGCGCCCCAGAGAUGCAGCGCGUCCUGGAGCGCGUGGGCUGCUGCAUCGUCGCGCAGAGCGAAGAGUUGGCGCCCGCGGACCGCGUCCUCUACGAACUGCGCGACGCGACCGCAACCGUCGACUGCGACGGACUCAUCAUCAGCUCCAUUCUGAGCAAGAAGGCGGUUGAGGGCCUUUCGGCGCUCGUUCUCGAUGUGAAGUUCGGUCGCGCAGCGCUGAGUCCCUCUCAGGAGAGCGCCCGUGACCUCGCCAGCGCCAUGGUGGAGGUGGGGGCGCAGCUGGGGCUGCGGGCUGCGGCGGUGCUGAGCCGCAUGGAUGCGCCGCUGGGCCGCUGCGUCGGGGACGCCAUCGAAGUGCUCGAAGCCAUCGAGUGCCUGCGGGGGGGGGGACCCCCCGACCUCCGCGAACUCGUCACCACCCUCGGGGGAAAAACGGGGUCCUGA
Cuculus canorus (common cuckoo) is the source of this 1078-nucleotide messenger RNA. RefSeq names its product thymidine phosphorylase (gene TYMP). Gene Ontology annotation, cellular component: cytosol. Bases 224 to 1078 code for a protein of 284 amino acids. Lineage: Eukaryota; Metazoa; Chordata; Aves; Cuculiformes; Cuculidae. Gene Ontology annotation, molecular function: 1,4-alpha-oligoglucan phosphorylase activity. The record is from RefSeq and is a predicted model, not a curated record. Gene Ontology annotation, biological process: pyrimidine nucleobase metabolic process. The transcript is spliced from 7 exons.